Messenger RNA from Morchella sextelata, 192 nucleotides. RefSeq lists its product as uncharacterized. The coding region runs from base 1 to 192 and encodes 63 amino acids. The transcript has a single exon. The record is from RefSeq and is a predicted model, not a curated record. Lineage: Eukaryota; Fungi; Ascomycota; Pezizomycetes; Pezizales; Morchellaceae.
AUGAAGUACUACGUCUACUACCUCGCCCCUACAACCGAGAUCCCAGACUGGCACUAUGGCUACUACUCCAUGAGCCUUACUACCGAAGAACUCCCGGAUAUCCGCGAUUUCCAGCCAAAGUGGAUCUACGACGAUGGGGACAAUUCCUACAUUGAGGUUCAGGGGACUCACCUCUGGAGGAAUAUCGAAUAG